Psammomys obesus (fat sand rat) is the source of this 300-nucleotide messenger RNA. Its product is annotated as prostate and testis expressed protein 14-like. The transcript is spliced from 3 exons. The record is from RefSeq and is a predicted model, not a curated record. Bases 1 to 300 code for a protein of 99 amino acids. NCBI's taxonomy places the organism in Eukaryota, Metazoa, Chordata, Mammalia, Rodentia, Muridae.
AUGGGGAAGAAUCUUCUGCUGCUCCUGCUGGGCCUCUCCUUUGUGGUGGGCUUCCUGCAAGCUCUCACAUGUUUGCGGUGUGACAUGUUAAACUCUGAUGGGGUUUGUGAGAAAAGAAAUUCCACCUGUGAGACUGUGGAUGGCCAGGAAUGUGGCAUACUGGUUGCUUCUAAAGGUUAUGAUAUCUGGUUUGGGAUGCAGGAUUGUUCUUCCUUCUGUUUAAAUAAGACUUUCAACUUUCAUAAUGUAACAUUGGAUUUUACAUGUUGCCAUAACGAACCGCUCUGUAAUGUGUUUUAG